Molecule: messenger RNA, 1574 nt
Organism: Polistes dominula (European paper wasp)
Lineage: Eukaryota; Metazoa; Arthropoda; Insecta; Hymenoptera; Vespidae
Product: tubulin delta chain
Biological process (GO): microtubule-based process
Cellular component (GO): microtubule
Molecular function (GO): structural constituent of cytoskeleton; GTP binding
Source: RefSeq, a predicted model, not a curated record
GUUUAAAUAAAAUUGAAAACUCUUUCACACACAUAAAUAAAUCAUUUCAAUAUGCUUACUCUUCAAUUUGGACAAUGUGGAAAUCAAUUAGGACAUGCAUUGUUUUCAAAACUUUCUGCUGAUAUAGAUGCUAAAAAAACAGGAGUGUCAUAUAAUAUUAAUUAUAAUUACAUUGAAAAUGUAUUUGACAAAUGGUUUUCUGGAUUAACCAAAGAUGGCAAACGAUUAGCUAGAACAAUUCUUAUGGAUACAGAAGAAAAAGUUAUAAAUAAAAUAACAGAUAAUAAAUGUGAAAAUUGGACUUAUUGUACUAGUAAUAUCAUUUGUCAAGCUGCUGGGGGCUCUGGUAAUAAUUGGGCAUAUGGAUAUAUGGAAAAAGGAAUUAGAUUUUACGAAUUGAUAUCAGAUAUUAUUCAAUGUGAAAUUGAAAAGAUAGAUAAUUUGGAUGGUUUUCUUUUUCUUCUUAGUUCGUCAGGUGGAACCGGUUCAGGAAUUGGAAGCCAUAUAAUAGAAUUAAUGCGAGAUGAAUAUAAAAAUAAAUCAUUUGUUAGCACGAUCAUAUUACCAUUCUUAUUUGGUGAAAUGAGUACGCAAAAUUAUAAUACUUUGUUAACUUUAGUUAAAUUUUUAGACAAUGUCGAUACUGUUUUUCUUUUUGAGAAUGAAGAUGUUCAUAAUACACUUAAGAAUUUAUCAAAUGUUGAUGUUAAAUUAGAGGAUAUCAAUGAAGUAAUAUCAACAAAUUUAAGUGUAGCUUUUCAACCGAUAAAUAAUACUUUCAAUAAUUUACACUCGUUAAUUGCCAAAUUAGUUGUAGAACCAUGUUAUAAAUUAGCAACAAUUAAAAGUGUUCCCAUUUUGUCUACGUUUAAUGAAUAUAAUAGUACGAAUACUUGGUAUUCAUAUCUGUGUCAAUUAAAACGAACGCUUAAAGUAUAUUCUACCACUUCGGAUGUAACUUCUACAAAAACAAAGAUAUUAUCUCAUACGUCCAGUUCUACGCCAUCUUCAUUGUAUAGUCGUUCAAUAUCAAAUGUUUUAAUUACUCGUGGAAACUGUACGUAUAAAGAUAUCAAAACAGAUGAUUUAAAAGAGAAAUAUUUAUAUGCAGAUUGGGUUGCAACCGAUUCGUUUACGCAUUUCCAUCAACAACGAUAUAUUUUAAAUCACGAUAAGGCUUUAGCUUUACUUACAAAUAAUUCUAAUAUUUAUAAUCCAAUUAAUAAAGUACUAGAUAAAGCUUGGAAUUCUUACACACAUUCUGCCUUUUUACAUCAUUAUAAAAAAUUUGGUUUAGAGGACGAUGAUUUUUUGAAAACUUUUGCAAAAAUUGAAAAUGUUGUUAAAGAUUACAAGAAUUUAAACGAAAGUAAAGAAGAUGGUGAUAAAUGGUAGAAAUUUAAGAGAAAAUUAAUUAAGAAUAUCUGAUAUAAAAACAGAAACUCUCUCUGUGUUAAACCUUUAGUUAUUAAUUCUAAGCCAAACGAUCUAGCAUAAUUGUAUACAAAAAUGAAGUGAAUUUAUAAUCUGUUUUUACGAUAUAUAGAUUUAUUUAUUAUAUUAUUUAUUAUAUU